GGGCGGCGAAGGGGAUUGUGGGAGCGCCUCCUCGUCGCCCCGCAGACUUGCGGGAAAUGUAGUGCAGUUUCCUCCAACAUGGCUGCGCCCAGUAUUGGCAUGGACAGCAACCAUCAAAGUAAUUACAAACUCAAUAAAACCGAGAAGAAGUUUUUAAGGAAACAGAUUAAAGCCAGGCAUACUUUGCUGAGACACGAAGGCAUUGAGACAGUAUCCUAUGCCACUCAGAGCCUGGUUGUUGCCAAUGGUGGUUUGGGUAACAGUGUGAGUAGGAGCCAGCUGCUCCCAGCACUAGAGAAGUGUGGGCUGGUGGAUGCUCUCCUAAUGCCACCUAAUAAGCCCUACUCGUUUGUGAGAUACAGGACUGCCGACGAAGCCAAGAAAGCCUACAUCACCCUCAACGGGAAGGAAAUAGUGGAUGAUUUAGGACAAAAGAUCAUUCUGUACUUGAAUUUUGUGGAAAAAGCACAAUGGAAAGAGUUGGGGCUUCAGGCCUUACCUCCAGGCCUCAUGGUAGUAGAAGAAAUUAUUUCUUCUGAGGAUGAGAAAAUGCUUUUGGAAAGCGUUAACUGGACAGAGGAUAUGGACAAUCAAAAUGUUCAAAAAUCCUUAAAGCACAGGAGAGUAAAGCAUUUUGGUUAUGAAUUCCACUAUGAGAACAACAAUGUAGAUAAAGACAAGCCAUUACCUGGGGGUCUUCCUGACAUUUGGGAUAGCAUUCUGGAGAAAUGGUUGAAAGAAGGUUUGAUUAAACACAAACCCGAUCAGUUGACCGUAAACCAGUAUGAACCUGGGCAUGGAAUUCCUGCUCAUAUUGACACACAUUCUGCUUUUGAGGAUGAGAUUGUUUCUCUCAGUUUGGGGUCAGAGAUUGUCAUGGAUUUUAAGCACCCAGAUGGUGUCACAGUGCCAGUCAUGUUGCCUCGUCGGAGUUUGCUGGUGAUGACCGGAGAAUCUAGAUACCUCUGGACACAUGGAAUCACACCCAGAAAAUUUGAUACUGUUCAAGCAUCCAAGGGUCACAAAAGUGGAAUUAUCACCAGUGAUGUUGGAGACUUAACUUUAAGCAAGAGGGGAAUACGGACAUCAUUUACAUUGAGGAAAGUGAGGCAAACACCUUGUAAUUGUAGCUACCCUGUGGUCUGUGACAGCCAGAUGAAGGCGACCCCCCCAUCAUUCCCAGGGAGUGCUAGAGAAGCCUCACAGCUGGAGCAAGAAUACGUCCAUCGAGUCUAUGAGGAGAUUGCUGGGCACUUCAGCAGCACAAGACACACCCCGUGGCCGCGUGUCGUGGACUUCUUGAAAGCUUUGCCAAGUGGUUCAUUAGUGGCCGACGUUGGCUGUGGGAACGGAAAGUAUCUUGGCAUCAAUAAGGAGUUAUAUAUGAUUGGUUACGAUCGUAGCCAGAACCUCGUGGACAUUUGUCGAGAGCGACACUUUCAGGCCGUCAUCGGUGAUGCACUGGCCGUGCCCUUGCGCAGCGGCUCUUGUGACGCCUGCAUCUCCAUUGCUGUGAUUCACCAUUUCUCAACAGCAGAGCGGAGAGUGGCGGCUCUCCGAGAACUCGUUCGACUCUUGAGACCUGGUGGGACGGCACUCAUUUACGUCUGGGCGAUGGAACAAGAAUAUAAUAAGAAGAAAUCCAAGUAUCUUAGAGAAAACAGAAUUAGCCAAGGAAAGGAAGAGAUCAGCAGUGGUGCAGUGGUGCCAGAGUCGCUGACGGAGCAGGUGCCUGACGUGGGCAACCAGGAUGCCGCAGGCUGUGUCGCCGCCAUCACUGACCUCCAGGAGGGAGGGGGUCAUGCCAGCACAGUCACCAAGGCCAAGCUUCCUGUUCACACUAACAGGACUUCUUUUCAUUCUCAAGACUUACUGGUUCCCUGGCACCAUCACGGGAAGCCUGGGAAAGACAAGGCUGUUGGUGCAGCAGGACCCCGUGACCCAGGCCCCGUGUUUCAUCGUUACUACCAUGUGUUCUGUGAGGGCGAGCUGGAGGCGGCCUGCCAGACUCUGGGUCACGUCCGCCUACUGCAGAGCUACUACGAUCAGGGCAACUGGUGUGUGAUUCUUCAAAAGCUCUGAUUGUCUCCGUGAACAUAGAACAGGGAAGAAAGGCUCAGCUUGGUUUUUUAAAGGAGACUAAAUUUUCUGUCUUUAUAGUUAAAGAGAAAACUUGUGGAAAAGUCCCAAAGGAGAACGAAUGCCUGAGAGAGAUUUGGGAGCCAAGAUUAGUUAGGACACAUCCAGUGUACUACUAUUGCAGACCUCAUCCGUAAAUGUAGGCUUCUCCUGAAUGGGGAGGAACAGGGACGGUCUGUAGCAGUGAGUGAAGUCAUCUGUGAAGUAUUUGGGAACUUGGGGUGAGAACACAGCACGUCCAAAAUAAACUUCUGCUGUAAAUGUUAUUAAUUGAGCUGAAUCAUGUAGAUCUUAGUGAUGUAAUCAUACAUUUUAAUAAAAUAUUCUUGGUCAGUAGAGAAUUGUCUGAAGUUUUAUCUUUGAUUAUUAACUCUGUAAAAUCACAGAUGAUAACCACUCUGUCCCUUCACCUUACUAACACAGGGCCUGACACACAGUAGGUGCUCAGUAAAAUUGUAGUCCAUCAGCUAAUAGCCAUACCUUAGUAGGAGCGUCAUCCAACAAAUCCUCAUUGAACCUGUACUAUGUAUCAGUUACUAUUCUAGCUACUGGGAGUGGAGCCCCGAACAAGAACAACAGCUCUUGCCCUCCUGGAACUUAGGUUGUAGGAGGAGGACAGACAAUCAGCAAACAAACACACUGUGUGCUAGACGGUGAUAAAUGCCACGGGGGAAGGUAAGAUAGCGGGAGGGUGCACCUGAGAACAAAAGAUGUAGUUUUAAAGGGCUGAGAUAACCACUAAUCCUGACUGUAGUUUAUUACCAAGAAUGAAUUGGUACCCCUAAUGCAUUGACUGUGUGCUAAGGGCAACCCCAAUAUGCUCUUGUAACUCCUUUGUUUAAAUAGCAAAGGUUAGAAUUGUCAGUCAGACCUAAUUAUGCCCGUUGAGCCAAAGCUAUGGUGCCACUAUUGGGUAUU
Messenger RNA from Ailuropoda melanoleuca (giant panda), 3057 nucleotides. RefSeq names its product alkB homolog 8, tRNA methyltransferase (gene ALKBH8). The record is from RefSeq and is a predicted model, not a curated record. Gene Ontology annotation, cellular component: cytoplasm; nucleus. NCBI's taxonomy places the organism in Eukaryota, Metazoa, Chordata, Mammalia, Carnivora, Ursidae. The transcript has 12 exons. Bases 79 to 2082 code for a protein of 667 amino acids. Gene Ontology annotation, biological process: tRNA wobble uridine modification; tRNA methylation. Gene Ontology annotation, molecular function: 2-oxoglutarate-dependent dioxygenase activity; tRNA binding; tRNA (5-carboxymethyluridine(34)-5-O)-methyltransferase activity.